AUGGCGGACGAGCGGCGCGCCGGGGGAGCGGGUUCGCUGCCGGACCCGGCCCCGACUCCCGGCGGCGGCGGGAAGCGGAAGCGUUGGAGGCGGGAGAGGCCGGCGCUGGCUGCUGAGCGUCCCCCCGGGCGGAGGCGCCCGGCCGCGGCUAUGGACCGGUACCUGCUGUUCGUGAGCUGGGAGGAGCGGCGAGCCCCGCGGGCCGGCGGCGCUGAGCGCGUAGCAGGUAUAACUACUGCAAAUGUUUAUAACCUUCUGAAAGAAAAUUGUAGAACCUUUAUAAAUGAGGAUGUAAGCACAUUCCCAGCAUGUUCCGUGGCCGGCGUUCCAGGUAUGAGGAAAUGGUAUUUUGCAAAUCAAGUUAUAUAUGAUUUUUAUCAGUUUUGUAGUUCUGACUGGGAGGAGAUCAAUUUCGAUGUGAAAAAAGAUGAAAGUGAAAACUCUCUUCAAACCAGUAUAGAAGAAUGCCUGAGUGCUAUUCAGAGUUUUGAGGAGGAAGAUAGCAGCAGCAGAGAGUCACUGUCACUGAUUGAUGUCUAUGAAGAAUCUGCAGAGAGUCUACAUCAGUUAUCGGACAAGCUCCCUGCUCCUGGAAGAGCCAUGGUUGAUGUAAUACUACAGUCUUCUGAAAGAGAUGCCCCCAAGUUAAAAGACUGCUUACCUGCUAUUGGUGCCCUGAAACAUCUGAGAGAAUGGCAUUCUGCAAAAAUCACUAUAGCAACAAAUGACUAUAAAGGUGGCUGGCAAAAAAUUGCAGACUACCUAUCAGCAGAUGUUGUGGCUUCAGAUAAUCUAAUAAAUAUUAUUGAUUCAAAAGAGCUGUGGAGAGGAGAGAUUCAGAUAUGGGAAAGAAAGUUUGGAUUUGAAGUUAGGUUUCCAAAAUUUUGCAUAAAGGGUGUCUCGGCCAAACCAUUCAGCACAUCACAUUUAAAUACUUGCUUUGCUGCCAAGAAAACAGCACAAUCAAAGACUACUAAUAUUUUGCCAGAGGUUUUUCAUUAUUAUGGUCCUGUGUUAGAAUUCAUGCGGCUGGUGGUGCUCUCAGAUCUGCCAUCCUAUUUUGUAUCAGAUCUUGAAUUUGAGCUGAACUUGGCCAGAAACAGUAUCAAUGAAAAGUCUACACUGCUUUUGGACCAGAUUUCUUCUCUCUGUGAAAAGGUAGGAGCCUUAUUUGUUUUGCCUUGCAAUGUAAGCAACAUGUUGAUUCCAUCUCCUAGCCAGCUGAGUACAAAAAAAUGGAAGGAAUAUAUGGCCAAAAAACCAAAGGACAUAACCAUUCCAGAAAUUGAGCUAAAAGGAGAGUCCUGCCAAUAUUAUUUCUUGGUACAAAGCAAUGCCUUUGGAGGGUGUAAAGCAACUUUGAUUCAUUCAGCCAAUCAGAUCAAUGGCACAGCCACUCUUGCUUUAAUAAAUGGAAAGCUACAGACAAGCACAGAAGAAACACAGUCAAGCUUUUGUACUGCUGACUUCAUCAGUUCUCUUCCACAUUUCUAUGGAGAGCAGAUACUACAGAGAGAAAAGAAACUGGCUUAUGUCCAAGCAUUGGCCUUGAAGGAAUGUCUCGAGAGGCGGGAAUCAGGCAAGCAACCUUCAACAGUUUCUGCUGAUGAGCUCAAAACCCUGUUAACACUUACUAGGGAACGUUUUUUAGAGUUGUAUGACACCAGCCUUCCAAAAACUAUUCUGCACAAAGCAAUCAACAAAACUAGCCCCUACACAAUGACUAGUGAAUCUGAAUUAAUAGGGCCCAAUCCUUUGGAGUGGCCAGAAAGAAAUGUUCUUCAGAACUUGGAAAAUUUUGAAAAAAUUAAACAAAAAAUGAGAGUUUCUAUGUUGGCGCAUUCCUCUGAGCAAUUACUGGGCCAUAAAGAUGGUCAGAGGGAAUCUCUGACAUUGCUGGAUGCUAAAGAGCUACUGAAAUAUUUCACUCCAGAGGGGUUACCUAUUGGGGAUCUUCAGCCAUUACAAAUUCAAAAGAGUGAAAAUGCUUUUCUUCUGACACCAGAGCUUACUCCACUGAAGCUGGGAGGUCUGUCUUUUGAAAAAGCAGCUGGGUGCCAUUAUCAUGGGCUUGAAUACUGUCUAGAUAACAGAAAAGCUUUAGAGAGAGAUGUGAAAUUUGCUGAACUUCAGACUCGUCUAAUUCGCUAUGAAACGCAGACUACGUGUACUAAAGAGUGCUGUCCUGUACCAUGUGUCUUGAGCCCUCUUCCAUCUCCUGCAGUUUUGUCAGAGCCUGGAAGUGUCCCAGAUGGGGAAUCUUUACAAAGUGAACUCAGAACAGAAGCAUCAAGGCUAAAACGCAGAUCAAAAGACUUUGAUUGCUUUCAUUCCAACAAGAGACUAAUAAAAACUGAAAGCACAGAUUCUCUCCUGUCUCAGGCAAGCGGAAGUAGUGUGGGUCACCAUUCAAUACGUGUCAUAAGACAACAGCCAGGCAGAUCAUUGUCUCUAAAAUCUGCGUCUGUUAAGCAGCCUAGUGGUCAGACCAACAAAGUAACUGCAGAGGCUGGCCCAGCAAGUCAGAGAUGUGUGCAAGAGUCAGAAACUUCAAAGCCAGUUAAGGAAUCAAGAUCUCAGAAACAUAUACGGAUGCUGACAGAAGUGGUUGCUAAAACACUUAAGAAACACGGCAUUGCAGAGAACCACAAAUGCUUUGCAUCAUGCAGCCAGCGUUUGUUUGAGAUAUCCAAGUUCUAUUUAAAGGAUCUGAAAACUUCCAGGGGACUGUUUGAUGAAAUGAAGAAAACAGCAAACAGUAAUGCUAAACAGGUGAUUGAAUGGGUUUUGGAAAAGGCUAACAAGUAAUGAUGAUGAAUCAUUACAUAUGAAUGGAGUUUACACCCUCUUCUCCAACUUCAUAGAGAAAGCACAGUGCAUUACAACAAAAGUAUAAAGCCAGGUAAUGGGAACAAAAAAAAAAGAACUUAAAACUUGGUUCAUAGACUUAAUUCCCAAAUCCAAUACUGUAUUGUGGCCUUUAGAUAUUUUAUAUUGAGUUUUUAUUAAAAAAAAAUCUGUAAUGAACAUUGCAUUUUAUACUAUAUGCCUAUUUAAUUAUCUAAAGGACUAUGACUUAGAUUUUCAGAAACAGUUUUAUAUGUGUUGUACAGAUUUUAUUUUAGAUGUAAUAAAAAAAUCCAAAUUUGAUUGUA
Molecule: messenger RNA, 3155 nt
Organism: Caretta caretta (loggerhead turtle)
Lineage: Eukaryota; Metazoa; Chordata; Testudines; Cheloniidae
Gene: MTBP
Product: MDM2 binding protein
Biological process (GO): traversing start control point of mitotic cell cycle; protein localization to kinetochore; regulation of protein ubiquitination
Cellular component (GO): kinetochore
Source: RefSeq, a predicted model, not a curated record